This is a messenger RNA of Ailuropoda melanoleuca (giant panda), 1542 nucleotides long. RefSeq names its product SRY-box transcription factor 10 (gene SOX10). The record is from RefSeq and is a predicted model, not a curated record. Gene Ontology annotation, biological process: enteric nervous system development; negative regulation of transcription by RNA polymerase II; peripheral nervous system development. Gene Ontology annotation, cellular component: nucleus. Gene Ontology annotation, molecular function: DNA-binding transcription factor activity, RNA polymerase II-specific; RNA polymerase II cis-regulatory region sequence-specific DNA binding. NCBI's taxonomy places the organism in Eukaryota, Metazoa, Chordata, Mammalia, Carnivora, Ursidae.
GUGGGCGUUGGACUCUUCGCAAGGACCCCGGCGGCGGGCCCCGGGGAGGCGGCCGAGGCGGCGGCGGCCGGGGGCGACAUGGCGGAGGAGCAGGACCUGUCCGAGGUGGAGCUGAGCCCCGUGGGCUCCGAGGAGCCCCGCUGCCUGUCCCCGGGGAGCGCGCCCUCGCUGGGGCCCGACGGCGGCGGCGGCGGAUCGGGCCUGCGAGCCAGCCCGGGGCCCGGCGAGCUGGGCAAGGUCAAGAAGGAGCAGCAGGACGGCGAAGCGGACGAUGACAAGUUCCCCGUUUGCAUCCGCGAGGCCGUCAGCCAGGUGCUGAGCGGCUACGACUGGACGCUGGUGCCCAUGCCCGUGCGCGUCAACGGCGCCAGCAAGAGCAAACCGCACGUCAAGCGGCCCAUGAACGCCUUCAUGGUGUGGGCGCAGGCGGCGCGCAGGAAGCUGGCAGACCAGUACCCGCACCUACACAACGCGGAGCUCAGCAAGACGCUGGGCAAGCUCUGGAGGCUGCUGAACGAGAGCGACAAGCGCCCCUUCAUUGAGGAGGCUGAGCGGCUCCGGAUGCAGCACAAGAAGGACCACCCAGACUACAAGUACCAGCCCCGGAGGCGGAAGAAUGGGAAGGCGGCCCAGGGGGAGUCAGAGUGUCCCGGGGGCGAGGCUGAGCAGGGCGGGGCUGCGGCCAUCCAGGCCCACUACAAGAGCGCCCACCUGGACCACCGGCACCCGGGAGAGGGCUCCCCCAUGUCCGACGGGAACCCUGAGCACCCCUCAGGCCAGAGCCAUGGCCCACCUACCCCUCCGACCACCCCAAAGACAGAGCUGCAGUCGGGCAAGGCAGACCCCAAGCGGGAUGGGCGCUCCAUGGGGGAGGGCGGGAAGCCUCACAUCGACUUCGGCAACGUGGACAUCGGUGAGAUCAGCCAUGAGGUAAUGUCCAACAUGGAGACCUUUGAUGUGGCUGAGUUGGACCAGUACCUGCCACCCAACGGGCACCCGGGCCACGUGGGCAGCUACUCGGCAGCUGGCUACGGGCUGGGCAGCGCCCUGGCUGUGGCCAGUGGACACUCCGCCUGGAUCUCCAAGCCACCAGGCGUGGCUCUGCCCACGGUCUCACCACCCGGUGUGGAUGCCAAAGCCCAGGUGAAGACGGAGACCGCGGGGCCCCAGGGCCCCCCACACUACACCGACCAGCCAUCCACCUCGCAGAUCGCCUACACCUCCCUCAGCCUGCCCCACUAUGGAUCCGCUUUUCCCUCCAUCUCCCGCCCCCAGUUUGACUACUCUGACCAUCAGCCCUCAGGACCCUAUUAUGGCCAUUCGGGCCAGGCCUCUGGCCUCUAUUCGGCCUUCUCCUACAUGGGGCCCUCGCAGCGGCCCCUCUACACGGCCAUCUCUGACCCCAGCCCCUCAGGGCCCCAGUCCCACAGCCCCACACACUGGGAGCAGCCAGUAUAUACAACGCUGUCCCGGCCUUAAAGGGGGCCCAGUCAUCACCACCACCCUGCCCGGCCCGUCUGGGUAGCACGCCCCUUCCCCCAG